GAACCAAAGAUAGAAACAGCUGGCCCUUCCAGGCAGCUAAAAGCCUCCAGUCUAAGAGGUGUUCCCCACUCAGCAGCCAGACUCCUUGAAAUACCCUUUCAGUAAUUCUAUAAACGCUUCUAUGUCUCUACUCUGCCAUAACAAAGGCUGUGGGCAGCAGUUUGACCCCAACACCAACCUUCCUGAUUCCUGUUGCCAUCACCCUGGGGUCCCAAUCUUCCAUGAUGCGCUUAAGGGUUGGUCCUGCUGCCAAAAGCGAACUGUAGAUUUCUCUGAGUUUUUAAACAUCAAGGGCUGUACUAUGGGACUACACUGUGCUGAGAAGCUUCCUGAGGCCGCUCAAGCUGAGGGCCCUGCUACAAGCAGUUCACUUCAGGAGCAAAAACCUCUGAAUGCGAUUCCAAAGUCAGCAGAGACCUUGCGCAGGGAGAGGCCCAAGUCAGAGUUGCCUCUGAAGCUGCUGCCACUAAAUAUAUCACAAGCCCUGGAAAUGGCAUUGGAACAGAAGGAACUAGACCAGGAACCUGGGGCAGGACUUGACAGUAGUCUAAUCCGAACUGGUUCCAGCUGCCAGAAUCCAGGAUGUGAUGCUGUUUACCAAGGCCCUGAGAGUGAUGCUACUCCAUGUACCUACCACCCAGGAGCACCUCGAUUCCAUGAGGGGAUGAAAUCUUGGAGCUGUUGUGGGAUCCAGACCCUGGAUUUUGGUGCAUUCCUGACACAACCAGGAUGCAGAGUUGGUAGACAUGAUUGGGGGAAGCAGGUAAGCCCCAGCUUUCCUGAAAUCUUGAUUAGAAACCAGUCUUAGAGAUAAAUUAUCCUUGACCUCCUGGCCAAGCUUCCUAUAUUCUCCCUUUAGUAUGAACCAAAUAAAAUUAUGCUUCAUAUCCACAUUGUCUUUGAUGGUAACCGUGUGUUCCAAGCACAGAUGAAGCUCUGGGGGGUCAUAGACGUGGAACAGAGCUCUGUCUCCUUGAUGCCAUCUCGGGUUGAAAUCUCCCUGGUCAAGGCUGACCCAGGAUCCUGGGCCCAGCUGGAACACCCUGAUGCACUAGCUGAGAAAGCUAGGGCAGGGGUUGUGUUAGAGAUGGAUGAGGAAGAAUCUGAGGAUUCAGAUGAUCUGAGCUGGACAGAGGAGGAGGAAGAGGAGGAAGCAAUGGGGGAAUAGUGAUACCAGACAGUUGAGUAUCUAGAUAGGACCUUGUUGACUCCAUUAGACAGGAUAUGGUUGGCUGUGUGGUGUCAUUGAACGUUAAAUAAAUCUUGUA
Molecule: messenger RNA, 1268 nt
Organism: Otolemur garnettii (small-eared galago)
Lineage: Eukaryota; Metazoa; Chordata; Mammalia; Primates; Galagidae
Gene: ITGB1BP2
Product: integrin subunit beta 1 binding protein 2
Exons: 10
Source: RefSeq, a predicted model, not a curated record